AUGGUAGACUUACAAACCAUUUCUGUUCCAGAGAAAUAUAAGAAAUUGGGUGAUUUUCAUGAAUACUACUCGGGGGCAAAGCGUGCUCCCGUGUUAACAAUAUUCAUUGGCGGUAACCAUGAGAGUUCUUCUUAUUUAAAGGAAUUGAAAUAUGGUGGAUGGGUUGCUCCUAAUAUAUAUUACCUUGGUGAAUUUGGGUGUGUUUGGUUCAGGGGUCUACAAAUUGGCGGACUUAGUGGUAUUUAUAAUCGAAGAUCAUUCUAUGACUCUAUUAGAGCCGACAAUAAGGAUGAAAGGUUACCAUACAAUCCACAUACUAUUCGUUCUAUAUAUCAAGUGAAAGCCAAAAAUUAUUUAAAGAUGUAUUUGAUGGAUCAGCAGAAAUUAGAUAUUGUAUUAAGUCACGAUUGGCCUCAGCAUAUUGAGAAGAAAGGAAAUAUGAGAAAGUUGCUUAAAGACAAACCCUUUUUCAAAGCUGAUAUCAAUAAUGGCACGUUAGGCAGUCCAUUGAAUAAUGUUUUGCUAGAUCAUUUAAAACCUAGAUAUUGGUUUGCAUCACAUCUCCAUGUAAGAUUCCAAGCUUUGGUAAAACACAAUGUAAAAAGAGGUAACAAUCAUGACGCCGAUUCUGCGCCGAAGAAGAGCAAAUACAAUGACGAUGAAGUAAAGAAUGAUGCUCAAAAUGAUGAAAAGAUUGAACUAGAAAUGGAUGAAGGUAUGGACAGUAAUAAGCUAGAAUUAAAUAUGGAUGCAAUGGAAAAUAAUGAAGAAAUAAAGCUUGAUAUGGAUGACUUUGAUAAGAAGCUGAAUACUGACAAAAUUGAAUUGACAAUGGAUGAUUUCGAAAUUGCACCUACUACCCCUAGCCAAUUACCUUUAAAAGUAGAUAAUGAAGUACUUGAAACGCAUUUUCUUGCCCUUGAUAAAUGUUUACCUAGAAGAAAGUUUCUUGAGAUUAUAGAUGUGGAAAUCCCCAAGGAAAAUACCGGCCAUCCUUCUUAUAGGCAAGAUACCAAUCACACCUCGGAUUCAAAAGUAGAACCACCGCUGCUUUAUUACGAUAAUAGAUCCAUUGCAAUAAACAAAGUGAUCGAAAGAUUCAUUAACGGUAACUUAAGGGUAUGGAACUCAAUUCAACAAGAGGAUUUCUACAAUUUUGUACUAAAGCAAUUUGAUUUGUAUUCUGAACUAGAGGAUGAAAUCAAGUUUGAAUUAACUAAAUUAAACAAUUUGCCCGAUGAUUCCUUCCAAAUAGAUUCAAAUUCGUUCAAAAUCAUUGCCCCUACUAGCAAUGAAGAAGAUAUUCCAUUGAAGUAUUGGGAAAACAAUCAAACUACAGAAUAUUGCUCAAAAUUCCAAGUACCUUAUAAUAAACUAUAG
Debaryomyces fabryi is the source of this 1380-nucleotide messenger RNA. It is a transcript of the gene DBR1, whose product is annotated as RNA lariat debranching enzyme. NCBI's taxonomy places the organism in Eukaryota, Fungi, Ascomycota, Pichiomycetes, Serinales, Debaryomycetaceae. The coding region runs from base 1 to 1380 and encodes 459 amino acids. The record is from RefSeq and is a predicted model, not a curated record. Gene Ontology annotation, molecular function: RNA lariat debranching enzyme activity. Gene Ontology annotation, biological process: mRNA splicing, via spliceosome. Gene Ontology annotation, cellular component: nucleus. The transcript has a single exon.